Medioppia subpectinata is the source of this 2901-nucleotide messenger RNA. The record is from the annotation of a GenBank genome assembly. NCBI's taxonomy places the organism in Eukaryota, Metazoa, Arthropoda, Arachnida, Sarcoptiformes, Oppiidae.
AUGUAUCAAUUGUUGGUCAUCACUGAAAACGACGAUUCAAUCCCUCAUAAAACCAGUCCUAAGACUACCGGCAAAACAGUAUCCAAAGGGAAAGUGAUUGCUCGCAAAAUCAGUCCUAAAAGAGACCGAAAAUCAGUAUCGAGUGAUUCCGAGAGUGACAGUCAAUCGGGCGAUGAUUACUGUAACGAUUCCAGUGAUGAUAACUCUAAGCCUGAGGACACGUUUGCCGAGCAUUAUCUGCAAUCGAUAGCCAAACUGAAGCGACCGACGGGAGGAAAGUUCGUGUGCGAUGUCGAGGGCUGUGAGAAGUCAUAUAAAUACGAACAAUCGCUUCGUUUUCACCGAAUGGUUCAUUUCGGGCAACGGGUCUACUGUUCCCACGAAGACUGCAAUCGACACUUCGCGACGAUGUCCUCAUACUUUCAGCACAAGAAAGAGGGCCGACACGUGUUGGGCGGCCGACCCUAUGUGUGCGGUAUUAAGAGUUGCGUUUACGAGACACCCCUUAAGAACGAGUUGGAGUCACAUAUCAUGUCCAUUCAUCCCUACAUCAACUGGUCGACCAAAUCGAUUGUUUGCGAUGUAUGCGGCCAACAGUUCAUUCGGGACGAGUUGUUGGCGAUACACGUGCGCGAAGAGCACACAAACAAACACGGAUUCAAAUGCGAUGAAUGCGAGCGUUUGUACGCAUCUGCGAAAGGACUACAAGUGCAUCAGCAGAACAACACGUGUCGUAUAUUCCGGUGCCAUUGGCCGGGAUGUGAGUUCCGGACGCCCUAUAAAAUGGUUUUGUAUCGCACGCACGCUAUCACUCAUUUAGAGGAUCAACAGAAGGCCAAAGAGGACACUAACGCGUCCGUCGACGCAUCGGAUCCCACGAAACGCAUCUAUCGGUGCGAUGUUGAGGGCUGUGACCGCGUAUACGAUGAGCGAAGUGAUCUCAGAGCACAUAAAGCACAAAAUCACAGCAGAUUAUAUCCAAAUCGGAUUAAUCAAAUUGAUGGCAAAACCAGUUCUAAAACAGACAGAAAAUCAGUGUCCAAACGGAAAGACACUGUAAAACAUGAGCCGCGAAACACUGAUAUUGGUGUCCAAGAAGUAGGUCUUGAAUGUGAUGUCAAUUUGGUAGCGAAUGAAGUGGUAAUCGACGGAACUGUUGAAAGUGAAGGCAAUGUAAACCUUGUUAUCGAUGAAAAUCGAAUCGAUUGUAAUUUGAAGACAAGAACUGAGGACAACAAAAGUGAUUGUGAAAGAAGUGGUGACCAAUCGGGCGACGAUUACUGUAACGAUUCCAGUGAUAACUCUCAGUCAAAGGAUACGUUUGCCGAGCAUUACUUGCAAUCGAUAGCCAAACUGAAGCCGCCACCGCCGAGAGGACAGUACGCGUGCGAUGUCGAGAGCUGUGAGAAGUCAUAUCAGUCUAAAGAGUCGCUCCGUUUUCACCGAAUGAAACACUUUGGCAAACGAUUCUACUGUCCUUUCGAUGAUUGCAAUCAACACUUCGGCACUCAAGACGUAUUACGUCAACACAAGAAAAAGGGCCGACACGUGUUGGGCGGCCGACCCUAUGUGUGCGGUAUUAAGAGUUGCGUUUACGAGACACCCCUUAAGGACGAGUUGGAGUCGCAUAUUAUGACUACUCAUCCCAACGUUCACUUGUCCAUCAAAUCGAUCGCUUGCGAUGAAUGCGGCCAACAGUUCAUUCGGGACGAGUUGUUGGCGAUACACGUGCGCGAAGAGCACACUAACAAACACGGAUUCAAAUGUAAACGAUGCGAACGCUCUUUCAAGACAUCGCAGGGACUGCAAAGGCAUCGGGAGAACAAGAAGUGUCGCAUAUUCCGGUGCCAUUGGCCGGGAUGUCAGUUCCGGACGCCCUAUAAAAUGAUUUUGUAUCGCACGCACGCUAUCACUCACUCAACGGUUCAACAGAUGGCUAAUAAGGGCAACAGUGAAUCGGUCGCCGACUUCCAACACCAGAAGCGUCUUUAUCGUUGCGGUGUUGAGGGCUGUGACAGCGUAUUCGAUACGCAAAGUCGUCUCAGCUCUCACAAUGCAUACCAUCACAGCACUAGAUAUCAGUGCCAUUGGCCCGGAUGUGACUUCAGGGCUGGACACAUGUGUAAGAUUAAAGAGCACGUGGAGGUGAAGCACACCGGGCACCGGCCGUUCGCGUGCACUCUCGACGGCUGCCAAUUCAGUACUCGCCAAAAGUUACAGCUGGAGCUGCAUAAGUAUCGCAAACAUCCCGACCACUUCCCAGACAUGCCGUGGUUUAAAUGCGAUGAAACCUACUGCGAGUAUCGCACGAAAUGCAAGUAUAGGAUCGCCACUCACACCAAAGGUCACACCAAACCCUUCGUGUGCGACAUUUGUGGCAAAGGGUUUCAAUCAAAGCUUCACUUAAAUACGCACAGACGCGCCCACACGGAGACCAUACGGUGCUCGUGGCCCGGGUGUGAGACAGUGGUGGCCAGUGAGGACACUAUGAGGGAUCACUAUAACACACAUACAAAGGCUAUAGUAUACGAGUGUCUGUGGCCCGGAUGUGAGAAGACAUUCCUUCAGCGCACGUCUUAUGUUCAUCACAAACGCACCCAUAAUAAGGACAGUCGUCCGCGCCAUCGAUGCCAUUGGCCUGAAUGUGAUUACGAGACCUUUAAUCGGGAGUUACUUAAGAGACAUAUCGAUACACAUAACGGCGUGGAGACAGUCGCCAAGAAGAGGACCAGAAGUGCACCGAAACGAAGCAAAAGAGCUAAAAAGUGCCAAAAUGAGCCCACAUAUUGUCUUUGCCAUCAGGUGUCGUACGGAGAGAUGUUAGUCCACAAACGGCUUCAACCGAUUGUCAUAUUCAGAGACAAUUACGGCUUAAUCGCCGAGAGUUGGCCUAAAUUAUAG